Phlebotomus papatasi is the source of this 1333-nucleotide messenger RNA. Its product is annotated as protein RER1. The record is from RefSeq and is a predicted model, not a curated record. The transcript is spliced from 4 exons. Lineage: Eukaryota; Metazoa; Arthropoda; Insecta; Diptera; Psychodidae. Gene Ontology annotation, biological process: protein retention in ER lumen; retrograde vesicle-mediated transport, Golgi to endoplasmic reticulum. The coding region runs from base 295 to 852 and encodes 185 amino acids. Gene Ontology annotation, cellular component: Golgi membrane.
AUCACAGUGCCCUCAUUCCGGAAACUCGUGACGUGUUCAGUGUCAAAAAAACCCGAGUAUUUGAGAAAAUUUCACUUAAUCCUCUCAAUUUAAUUAAAUUUGAGGGUUAAGGAGAGUGAAUUUGGUGCAUUUUCCAAUUGGAACUCCUUCUUCACAUUCUGUUGAUGCAAUUUCACGUGUUUUGGGGAUAGACGGGUGGUGUUUGUGUGACAUAUUGGGGUGGUGAAAACAAGUCCCCCAACUAGGUUAGUCAGUGCUUUGUGGCAAGGGAAGAGUCCUCCGGAGGCGUUCAAAAUGAUGGAAGGAGAGGCUCCCAGUAGAAAUAUUGUAUCUCAAUUCUUCAUCAGAAUAUCUCAGCUCUAUCAACUCCAACUCGACCGGUUGACUCCGCACACGAGAAUCCGAUGGGGCGGUGCUGUUUUCCUCAUUUUCCUCUUUCUGCUGCGCGUCUUCACCAAGCAGGGAUGGUACAUUGUCACAUAUGCCUUGGGCAUCUACCACCUCAACCUCUUUAUUGCAUUUCUAACGCCUAAAAUUGAUCCAGCGCUGGAUUUAGACGAUGAUCAAGGACCAGAAUUGCCAACACAUGCCAAAGAGGAAUUUCGUCCGUUCAUCCGGCGAUUACCGGAAUUUAAAUUUUGGUAUGCAGUGGCCAAGAGCACUGUCAUUGGCAUCAUUUGUACCUUCUUCGAGGUGUUCAACGUGCCAGUGUUCUGGCCAAUUCUCGUCAUGUACUUCAUCACACUCUUCUGCAUAACGAUGAAGAGACAGAUUAAGCACAUGAUAAAGUACAGAUAUUUGCCGUUUACACAUAGUAAACCGCGCUAUCAGAGAGUUCCGGAGACACAGUGACAAUUAAAAGCACAAUCACUGCUGCCCCAAAACGUGGCCCCAGCCGCGACAGCUGAGGCGUCGCGGAAUGAGAAGGAGAUGAUUGCACCAUCAUCGAUUUCAACAGUUUAAACCACGGGGGAUUUUUCUCAGUCCAUUUUGCCUCUUUUUUUCACCCCCCUUCUUCAGUUUUACCACAUAUACACCAUCAAUGUUGUUGUUGUUUCCUCGAAGAAAUAAAAAAAAAGACAGGAAGAACCAAAAAGACAACAAAGAUCCUGGGCGCGGAAAGGAGACAAAAUUUUUUAGAGGAAAAUUAUUCGGAUGACAAAAUGCAGUGAAUUGUGCUUACUUUGGACGGUAUUUCUUUUUGCAAAUAAUAUUUCUUUUUUCUGUUAAUAUAUUGUGGAAAAAGAUCCCAUUUAUUAUUUAACAGUCUCUGUAGUGAUUUUUGGAAAGCUGGAUGGAAGCGUUUAAUUAUAAUUUGUAAUUAAAAAUAACA